UUCAGAAAACGAAACGUCAACAUCCGAAAUUCUCCAAAGAUUUUGCGGAAAAAAGCCUCGUUACUCCUCCAAAACGACAGAAAUCUCUUCCAAAAUGAACUCAGCUUCGAAAGUAGGCGAAAUUUUCACGGCAGCUGGCAACGCAUUCAACCAAUUGGGAAAUCUGACGGCACAAUUGCAGGCACAGGACUCGCUUUCCGGGAGCAAAUGGACAGAUGAAGAAAUUGAAAUGCUCCGUGCAUCCAUUACGAGAUUCAGUGAAGAUUUAAAUAAAGUUAGUUUACGGAUAAAGGGGCGGACUGUCGCCCAAAUUAGACAAACACUCAAGAAGAAAGCGUUCGAAGAUGCAGGUUUGCCAGUUCCGAAGCAGCAGCAACAAGUUCUCAAGUCUCCAACAUCGACAACGACGACACAAGUGACAAAAGAACUCAAAUCGCCGCAACAGGAUCAAAUGUUGGCGCAGCAUCAGCAAGAAAUUACGCUGAAUCGACUGAAUGCUGAUGUCGAUAACUUUGAUUCUGCCGUCAAGAUGGAAUUUGAAGCGGGUCCCGAGGAAGUGGUCGGGUGAAAUCAGGAGAUGCACGACUAUUACUUUUAAUUUUGUACCUUUUUUACACCGAUUUUUUUUCUCGCGCAUCUCAACAUCGACGAAAAUGGGGAAAUAUUAGCAAAAAAUGGACGAACAUUAAGCGCUACUAUGACUAAAAGUAUCUUUAAUUGUGUAAGAAAUUAAAAAGUAAGAAAAAAUAAUUGUAAUUAACUCAAGUAAUAAAACAAAAAUAAAUAAGAUGUAAAAAUUC
This is a messenger RNA of Culicoides brevitarsis, 800 nucleotides long. Its product is annotated as chromatin complexes subunit BAP18. The coding region runs from base 95 to 568 and encodes 157 amino acids. Lineage: Eukaryota; Metazoa; Arthropoda; Insecta; Diptera; Ceratopogonidae. The transcript is spliced from 3 exons. Gene Ontology annotation, cellular component: NURF complex; MLL1 complex. The record is from RefSeq and is a predicted model, not a curated record.